Messenger RNA from Acanthocheilonema viteae, 1494 nucleotides. NCBI's taxonomy places the organism in Eukaryota, Metazoa, Nematoda, Chromadorea, Rhabditida, Onchocercidae. The record is from the annotation of a GenBank genome assembly.
AUGAUAUUAGAAGAUAGGAUCUUGUGUGAUCUUGCAGGAAGAAGGAAAGGCGAAGAAGGAAGCUGGAAGAUAGAACGACCGGUCGACGUGUUCAUCGCUGCUACUGCUGCUGCUGCUGCUGCUGGCACUGGUAGUGUUGGUGGUGGUGCUGCUGCUGCUGCUGGUGUUGAUGUUGGUGGAGGUGAUAAGAAGUGCAUGAAGAAAAAGCAAUGGAAGGAGGAACAUCGUGUUCCGCCUGUGGAAAUGUCCGUACCUGUAGUAAGCUCUUCCUGGAUGGAUUCCAGUAUCAGAAAUCCAAGCACCAGCAAUUCGGAUGCUAACAUCCAGGAUUCACGAUCGUCAUCUGGUGCAAGCAGCUCUGAUUCGGGUAAUGCAUCGAAUAGCGGUGUUGCCGGUGGUAGCGGUGGCAGUGUUCAUCCGGAAAGUUCACCAACUGACAAGCAGUUAUUGCUUGGCACGGAAUGUGUCGUUUGUGGUGACAAAUCGAGUGGCAAGCAUUAUGGGCAGUUCUCAUGCGAAGGAUGUAAAUCAUUUUUUAAAAGAUCAAUAAGACGAAGUCUUAAUUAUACAUGUCGUGGUACCAAAAAUUGUCCAGUGGAUGUGAAUCAUCGAAAUCAGUGUCAGUAUUGUCGUUUGAAGAAAUGCGAAAGAAUGGGAAUGCGUAAGGAAGCAGUACAACGCGGAAGGAUACCACCAAAUGCGCAGCAUGCUUACUCUUCUACAGUUCUUUUUGGUGAACGGUUAUUGACAGUAAAUCAGGGUGUUGGUUCACAUUUCUCAUCCGUUGUGACGCAUCUCAUUCGCGCUGAGCCAUAUCCGCCCACUGCUUGUAGUUCAUCAUCAAGUUCAAUUGGAAUGGACAAUAUCUAUGAGUUUGGUGCCAAAUUGUUAUUUUCUGCUGUCGAAUGGGCCAAGAAUAUCCCAUUCUUCAAUGAACUCAGUGACACUGAUCAACUGACAUUACUUCGAGCAAGUUGGGCUGAAUUAUUCGUGGUAAAUGCAGCACAAUUCGGUAUGCCGGUGCAUGUAGCACCUUUACUUGCUGCCUCCGGUUUGCAUUCUUCUCCUCCAUUACCAACCGAUCAACUAGUUGUAUUCAUGGAUCGGAUACGUGUUUUCCAGGGUCAACUCGAACGUUUAAAAGCACUGCAAAUGGACCCAGCCGAAUUUUGCAGCCUGAAAGCAGUUAUAUUAUUCAGUGUUGAUUGUUGUGGACUAAAUGAUGUUAUACGAGUGGAAACGAUACAGGAAAAGGUUCAAUCGGCAUUGGAGGAAUAUUGCAGGGCACAGAAGCAGUUACAGAUCGGACGAUUCGGUCGUUUAUUGUUACGAUUGCCAAGUUUAAGAUCAAUCAGUGCAUCUGUAAUCGAGCAGUUAUUUUUUGUAAAAUUAGUUGGUGAAACACCGAUUGAAUUUUUACUCAGGGAUAUGCUUGGGACGCAAAAUGAGAAUGUUAUUAAACCAUUUGUUUGGCCUUGUCAACUACGUUCAUGA